UAUCACUAUUGAUCUGAAUACGGACGGGACAUGGAUCUUGUUUUGUUUUCCUCUGUUUAAGUGUAUGUGUUUUGUUGUGUCUACUGUCCAGUUGGUUUAAUAACACGGUUAAAACUAAAUAAUUUUCAGCACCGAUUGAUAUUAAGUUAUUGGUGGUUUAUCAAUAUGGAUUUCAACGACAAAGUUGUUCUGAUCACCGGUGCUAGUUCAGGAAUGGGGGCAGCGACGGCGAUACAUUUCUCAAAGUUGUCUGCAAGUUUGGCGCUCGUCGGUCGCAAGGAGAACAACCUAAAAAGGAUCGCCUUGUACUGCGAAAAGGCUAAAGGUAUUAAACCUCUAUCGAUAGUCGCUGAUGUCACAGACGAUACAGCUUUAGAGCGAAUCGUACAAGAAACUAUAGAUUACUUCGGGAAGAUCGACGUUUUAAUCAACAACGCCGGUAUGAUUGCGAUGGGAGGACUGAAAACGUCCGAUGUUGAUACUUACGACAAAAUAAUGGCGGUAAAUAUGAGAGCUGUAUUUCAACUCACCAAACUAUUCACACCGCAUCUAAUAGAGAGUAAAGGGUGCAUCGUAAACGUAUCCAGCAUUCUCGGCAGUAAAGUAACAACACAAUGUUUAUCUUACAGCUUGUCUAAAGCCGCUUUGGAUCAAUUCACUAAAUGCGUCGCUCUAGAACUAGCUGCCGACGGUGUGAGAGUCAACUCUGUGAAUCCGAGCUACGUGAAAACGAAUCUGUUGAAAGACAUCGGUCUGACUGAGGAUCAGUUGGAAUUGUAUACGCAGAACUUCGUUAGCAAAACGCCUUUGAAGAGGCUAGUGGAAGGUGACGAGGUCGCGAGCCUUAUUUCGUUCCUGGCGAGCGAUAGAGCUAAAAGUAUUACUGGCACUUGCAAUGCCAUUGACGCUGGGAAAUCAUUGAGCUAAAUUAUUUUUGCUAGCGUCGUUUCAACUGAUGAACAGCCGAUGAUCAUAAGUAUCUUAUUGGGGGGAUUUAAAUGCGUGUUUUUGAGAUGUCUGCCAUUCAAAUCCGCUCAGAGAUUGCGUUUCUGACACCUGUCAAUGUCACCUUUUUAUAAUUUUGUUAACAAUUUUAGCGCAACAUUAAUACAUUUAUUGUAAGUUGGCAUAAUUAUUAUUUUUUAAAUGUUUAUUAAGGUUAAUAAAAUAUAUUUAAAUAUCUCAUUGACAUUGACAUUGACAGGUGUCAGAAAUGCAAUAUCUGAGCGGCCGGACUUUAGUCCAGUUUUUUAGAAGGAUCUACCAAUAAGCAUUUUAUUGAUGGAAACAGAAACCGUCAAUCCUGCGAGUUACGUGCCAACAACUACUACUAGGCACUUAGGGCCUUCUAUUGAAAAAUCUACCUUCCUAGCCAAUAAUGUUGCAAUCAAUAAAAAUUAUUAUUUACCUACCUACCUACAUAUUUUUGUUUAUCCUUAUUUAAUUCUAUUUAUUCGCUAUUGUCAAAGUAAUUUAUUGUAAAAUGCAUUUUGUAGCUGUAGAGCAUUGCAUAGUAUUAUCUAAAUCAUAUUUAAUUACAGUAUUUAAACCAAUUAAAAAAAAUAAUACUCUGCGCUCCACUUGUACCUAGGUACUUUUAAAAGGUAGGUAUGUAAAAUUUAUUUUUGUAAGUACCUACCUUAAUCUAUACAGGUACCUAAUCUAUAGUGGCCAUACAUUCUAUAGUUCAUUAAACCAUUUUAAACCCUAUCUAUUGGUAGAAAUUAAAUACUUACGGAGUACCGACCUACCAACAAAGAUUAUAUUAUUAGAUAUCAAGUUACAUGCCUUCAUUUGAAUUCAUUCAUUCAUUCGAGUUUCAUUCAGUGGUGGAUUUACCGGUAGGCUAAGUAAGCUGGAGCCUAGGGCGGCAGAUUUUAGAGGACGGCAAAUUUGAUCCAAAAAACUUUUUCUUCUACAGAAAUAAAGAAAAUAUAAUAUAAUUUUAAUAUUUUACGUACGUCCUAUCCAAUUUUAUUAACACAAUUUAAGGAAAUUGUAUUGAUUGCGAUCUGAAACGAAUUUCUCAGUUCAGUAAGGAUUGCAAAAAUUCAAUAGCCUACUGGCGGCAAAUUUGUAAAUCCGCCACUGGUUUUAUUUGAGUUCAAAGUCACCGCAAUAUGUAAUCCGAAUUUAGCUAUUCAACUGCAAAUCACAGUUUUACUGUGGUGAAAUGGCAAAUGAAUAAGAUUGUAGUAGAUAACGUCCAAUUAUUAAAAUCACAUUGCAGCUCCAUUAACUAUUUAAAAAUCAAGUCUCUAGGUUAUUUAAAAUCGUGAUCAAUGUAUUUUUAUAUAGAUAAAUGAUUUACACACAUUAUUUAUUAAGAUUACGUAGGUAUUUGUUGUCUUACUUAAUUUAUUAUUUUAAAUAAAAUUAUUGUACCUAAUU
This is a messenger RNA of Bicyclus anynana (squinting bush brown), 2391 nucleotides long. Its product is annotated as 3-oxoacyl-[acyl-carrier-protein] reductase FabG-like. The transcript has a single exon. Lineage: Eukaryota; Metazoa; Arthropoda; Insecta; Lepidoptera; Nymphalidae. The record is from RefSeq and is a predicted model, not a curated record. Bases 166 to 927 code for a protein of 253 amino acids.